AGCCGUCCCUCCCUAGUCCCUCCCUCUCAGCUCGGCCUUGGGCGCCAGGCUCCAAACGCACGACCCUUCUCCCGCCGCUCCUGCCCACGAGAGUCCACGACCCGCCAUUUGCGGCCCUCGCCCGCGACGACGCGCACGAUAAACAAUUCCAAGCCGGCUCCGUUUGUUUUCCCACAGGCCACAGCACCGCCCGACCGACCCCGUCCUCGGCUGUGGCCUGGUAUUAAUUGCGCAGGACCUCCUUCUAUUCGGUUCCCCCUCUGACACUGAUUUCUUUUCCCGGCCUCGGAGUCCGCGCCGCCCGCCGCGUUGCCCGAGAUGCUGUCCGCCAGGCCGAGAUCCGGCUCCUUCGAGGCCGGGCUCAGGGGUACCGCCACCGCCUCGUCCGUUUCCAGAGACCGCAAGCCGUCCCCUCGCCUCCAGCGCAGCCGCUCACCCGCCGCCGGCGGUUCCAACAAGGCGUUCCCGUCACCGGAGAGGCGGCGCGGCGUUGGCGGCGUGGGCGCCAUGCAGCAGCGGGUGGCGCAGCUGGAGGAGGAGCUCCGGCGGGAGCGGGAGGAGAAGGCGCGGGCCGUGAGGGAGCUCGAGGAGCUGAGGCAGCACAGCGAGGACGGCGCCGCCAAGGGUGUCGCGGAGAAGGUGCAGCUUCUGGAGCGGGAGGUGGACAAGUCCAAGGAGUCGGAGCGCAAGAUGCUGGAGUCGCUGAUAUACCAGACCAAGCAGCUGGAGCAGACCAAGAUCUCGCUCGAGGAGGCCAGGCUGGAGAUCGCCACGCUGCAGCAGGCUAACAAGACCCUCGAGUCCGCGUCCGCGUCCUCCCGGCGUGGCGGCGGCGGCGGCGGCGCGGAGCAGCCGCGGAGCGUCAAGGACCUCAUGUUCGGCGGCGCGGACGACGAGAUCAGGGCCCUGCGCGGCGAGCUGCGGGCGGCGACGCAGGGCGAGGAGAGGAGCCGCAAGGCGCUGGAGGACGUCUCCGUGGCGCUCGCCGACGUGACCAUGGAGGCCAAGCAGGUGAAGGCCUGGCUCUCCGAGGCGCAGGCCGAGGUGGAGGCGGCCAGCGCCGAGGUCCGGCGGCUGCGCGCGGCCCUGGCCGCCGCGUCCGCCGAGCGCGACCGGUCCAGGCUCGAGGCCGACGAGUGCGCGGCGGCGUGGGGCGACAAGGAGCGCGUGCUCCUCGACUGCGUGCGCGCGGCCGAGGAGGAGGCAGGGCGGGCGCGGCGGGACAACACCAAGCUGGUCGAGUCGCAGCGCGUCAUCCGCGACGAGAACGCGCGCCUCCGGGACGUCCUCAAGCAGGCCGUGGCCGAGGCCAGCGCUGUCCGGGACUCGCUCGAGCUCGCCAGGGCCGACAACGCGCGCCUCAACGACGCCGUCGCGGAUAAGGAGAGCGCGCUGCGGAGCCUCCGCCAGGAGUACGACUGCGUCAGGGUCAGCGAGGCCGCCGCGCAGGGCAGCCUCAAGGAGCUCAACACCCUCCUCGCCGCCACCACGACGACGACGGCGUGCAGCACGCCCGCGUCCGCCGCCGCGCCGGACCGCGGCUUCGACCAGCGCGUGCUAAACGGCAGCAGCAACGGGCCGACGCCGCCGCAGCGGUUGGUGCAUGCAGACAAGCCGCGGACGCCGGCGGGCAGCCGGAGGUUCUCGCAGUCGGCGCGGAUGGGGAGCCAGAACCCCAAGGAGCGGGUGUUCGCGUCGCUCAGCAACGUCGCCGACCUCAAGUCCGCGGCGGACGCGGCGGCGGUGGACCUGGACGACGAGUUGGACUUCGACCACGUGAAGCGCAAGAAGAGGCCGAUACUCCGCAAGUUCGGCGAUCUGUUCCGGAGGAAAAGCUUCUACAAGCCGAAUAAUUUAGCGCCAGUGCACACACUCUAAAUUCUUUUGUUUUUCCCCUUCUCUCCCCGUCGAUAUACUGCUUUGUAGCCCUGUUCUUUUCGUCUGAAUACACAAGAAAUGAGAAGUUUUCGGAUCA
Molecule: messenger RNA, 1975 nt
Organism: Zea mays
Lineage: Eukaryota; Viridiplantae; Streptophyta; Magnoliopsida; Poales; Poaceae
Exons: 3
Coding region: 319-1878 (519 amino acids)
Source: RefSeq, a predicted model, not a curated record